Messenger RNA from Marchantia polymorpha subsp. ruderalis, 3501 nucleotides. The record is from the annotation of a GenBank genome assembly. NCBI's taxonomy places the organism in Eukaryota, Viridiplantae, Streptophyta, Marchantiopsida, Marchantiales, Marchantiaceae.
CCCUAGCGCCAAAGGCGUAUCGCCAAAGGCGGAUUAUGCGCCUUGCAGCAAACGGCCCGUCUGUCCCUCUAUCUCUUCUCUCUGUCUGGUGGUGAUGUGCGUCUUGUGCGUGGGUGUUUUUUUUGUCCGUCACUUCCUCCGUCUUUCUUCUCUGUACUGCUGGAGAGAUCUUCAUCAUCUUUUCCUUUUUCCUUCUCCUCCUUCCAUUUGUUCUACAACUCCUCCUGAUGAUGGCCAUUGUUUUGUAUCGUACGUGAAAUUGUCAAGAUGAUAGUUUGAAGAACAAGGGCAAAGGCCGCACGGGGUUUGGAGGGUUUGGUUGGUCUUCUUGUCAUCGCGGUGAUCGAUGGCAACAGGAAGACAAGGCCGAGGCAGUGAAAAUUUUUAGGCAGGAGCUGUAGGAGCAAGCGAGAGGAGAAGGAGGUAGAAAGUGAACGACGAACGUACCUCGUACUUCGCGGUAGGGCAGGUCGCAAGAUCUCAGAUAUGCGAGUGAGAGCAUCAGGGAAGGGCAAGUGCUGGUGCGCAACUCAGGGCCGUCUGUGAGCUCGGGCGCUUCGAGCGGCCGAAGAUGAGGGUGAAAUUCGUGCAUUGUCAGGAACUUCGUUUUAUUUCGGACAAAGAAGAAUCCUCAUGAGGAGGAAUAGAGGGAACUGAAUUCUGCGGGUGCCUGUGGAUGGCGGUGAACGUUCGGGCUCGUAGGAAUUUUGAUGCCCGUCGGAUUUGCCAUUGACAGGCUCUUCUGUCUUCUGCGCUCGGUCGCUCUGUGGGCUAAACCCUUGUAAAGCCCUUGUUUUUUUUCGAGCAUGGACAGAAAGAUGACGGACUCUGAAGCUGAGUCGAAUGAGGUGGUCGCUAAGGUGGAGUGUUCGAGCGCUCUCACCGCUAAUGGGGAUGAUUCUAACGCAACAGCAGUGGUUUCACCUCCUAUACAAGCAUUGCAUUUACCAAGAACUCUGAACCUCUUGCGUUUUCGUAUGUCACCUGAUCAAGUUCUAGGCUUUAAGGUUCCACGUUUUAGCAGCAAGAACCCUCCUCCCGCUCGAAAGCCAGAACCUGUGAUUUUGACAAAACCUCCUUCGAAUGACGCAGCUUGUCGAGGGGCUCAAAAAUAUGGAGGAGACCUUGAAUGAAAGUAUACGGGAGUCUAUAAGUGGUAGGUCUGGGACAAAACGAGGAGGAAAGAAGUCCCUCAAGAAUGAAGACGAGGACUAAGAUCUCAGUGACGACGAGUUCUACGAUUGUGCGAGCAAAUUGAAUGCACGCAAAAAGAAGGAAGUUAGUCAAGUAGUAGAGACUGCAGAAACGCUUCUCGACAAGAAGUCAUAUCUUAUUAAAAAGAUCAAAAGUGUUUGAUUGUUGAUGAAAGCGGCGGAGAGGAGGCAGGAGGACCCUCUUAUUUCUUGAUCUUGGUCAAGGUUUUGGAGCUUGAUGGUAGUUUCACUAUAUGCGAUUCUUGGCAAUUUGUGGCACCAUUCUUUCGGGGUAGUAGUGCUCGCGGUGUUCCAUCUUUCCGUUGCUUCAUCUUCCUAUCAUCUUUGGAUUUUUCAGGCGCAUGCUUGCUCUGCAGUAUUAGCUACUUUUCAUCAUCCUUUGUGACACUGCGCUAUUUUCCUUUCUUUUGUUAGUUGCUUGAGUUUCGGAUGCGAGCGCUUGCAUCUUUGAUUACAUCUUAGCCUCUUUAUUUGACACAAUCAAUUUGAAAGCGUGGCUCUGGUAGAGAAGGAGGAUACACAUGUCAAUCUCAAUCGAUCUCUCAUUGCCUACCACGGAGAAGUCUAGCAAAUGGACGCUGACGGACCGCAUGAAUACUGGGAGGAAAUAGCUAUCACUACAUCCGAGUCAGCUUCCGGAGAAGUGGGUAUUCAUAACCUAACGGGAGGGCCUCCCCGAAGGGCCGAAUUUUCUUCCACACAGUGCAACAUGUGGAGCAAGAGAUUAAUCUUUAGAGAUGAAUGCGUAGCAGCUCGUAGGGAAGGGGGUCUGUAGCUCAAACCUUCAUCUUGCAAUGGACGAGGUUGCAUCAAGCAGGUACGGGAGUUAGUUAAGGUACAGAACGGGUUGAGAAUAUGAGACGCGGGGGCUAAAAUGAGUUCUUUUUAUGAAACUUGACCGGUUUUGCCCUAGGGUGGAGUAGCAGGUUGCAGGAGGUGAAAGUUCAACCUUGCUUGGAAUACGGAACGUGGAAACAAGGACUCGAGUUUGAAAGUCACUAGGGUAGGGUGGACGGUGAUGUGAUGAUUCCUGCUGAAAAAUUAGCUGAAAGUAACCUUCGGUCUGUUUACUACUCAACCGAGGUUUUUGAAAUACAUCCAUGUCUAGCUCCUCUAAGAAAAAGUGGCUUAUGUUAGAGACGGGAUCUGAAGAGGUGUCCAUUUCAUGGUCCUAUAAUACCUCGCAAUUCAUCUGGGAAUUCGCUCCAUGAGAAGGAGCAGAGUUUUGAGGGCAAAUCCAGUGCCAAGAAGGACGAGAACACAGAUGAUGUUGUUGUUGCCACUGAGAACGGACUGCUUUCUGUGUUAGUAGAUCCCAAGGAUGGAAUUGCUCAAGAAGACCUUGCUAAACAAGCAAUAGCAAAUGUUAGACAAAAAGAUGAAGAAUCCAGAAAGAAGAUCGUCAAGGAGAAGGCAAGCCUGAUGCAGGUGGAGGACAGGAUAAACAAAUUGUCUUUUGUGUGGAUGGGGCACGACCAGGAAGGGAUUACCGCAGCUGGCAGUAGUAGUGCCCACGUGAUCAGUUCGGAUACCGAGCACAAGGGGGCGAGGAUGGUGAUGAAGGAGGGUUAAAUACUGUGCAUGGUGACAUGAAAGAUGGUGAAAUGCGGGUGGACCUUACCAACGAGUUGUUGCACAAAGUGUUUUCGUGCCUUGAUGACACCACACUAUGUCAAGCAGCCAUGAUCUGUAAGCAGUGGCGGGUGGCCAGUAAUCAUGACUUUUGGAAGUCACUAAACUUUGAAUAUCGCUCUGUCAGCCACGAACAAGUUGAUCGCCUUCGUGUCAGCACAAGAGUGCGCUCCUUUAUAGCACUUGAGCAUCACGGAUGCAGUAUUGGAUAACGGUGGUGCCCAAGAAAUCCAACUUCGUCAUGAUUUUAGUUGGUCACUUGUAGAAGAUAGGAUUUAAGCCGGGGAUUUUCUCAUGGCAAGUGCCUCUUUUUGUACUCCGUUUUGAGAUUUGCAAUUGAAAACAUACCUGUAGCUUUGAUGUGUGGAACGGUUGUCAAAACAGGCCCAAGUACUGUUGUCUUCAGUAGAUCUUUGGGAAGAGUGUUGAAUAGUAUGAGAAUCUGAAGAGCGCCCGGAGUGAGUGGAAAGGUGUCAAGCAUAGAGUGUUGACGGUUUCCAACGUCUGGAAGGAGUCUAGAUGGGAGGGUAGCUUAUACUUACGGCAGCAUGGAAUGGUAGUCUUAAGGACACGGACGUCAUAUGUACACCGGACUCCUGGAUAGAGCCGGUCGCUUCCAAAUGAUAGGAUUAAAGACAGGUUACUAACUGCGAAC